AUGAGAACAUUUGCCUCGUUUCAGCUUCUGUGCUUGGUAUCUGGGGUUCUUUUUGUGGCUUGUGAAUCAUUUGCAUCAAAAGAAGUUUGGGCCCUUACAAGGUUUAAGGAAGCUAUAUAUGAAGACCCACAUCUAGUUUUGUCCAAUUGGAAUUCCUUGGAUGUGGAUCCUUGUGGAUGGACCGGCAUUACAUGUUCUCUGUCUCGAGACCAUGUUCUAAAGAUUAACAUUUCGGGUUCAUCAAUAAGGGGAUUUCUUGUACCAGACUUGGGUCAACUCAGCUUCUUGCAAGAACUAAUUUUGCAUGGGAACAAGCUGCUUGGGAUAAUACCUGAAGAGCUGGGCUUGUUAAAAUACCUCAGGAUCUUGGAUUUGGGGAUGAAUGAACUCACUGGUCCAAUUCCUCCAGAGCUUGGGAACUUAACCAGUGUUGUGAAAAUAAAUCUUCAGUCAAAUGGGUUAUCCGGUAGGCUACCUCCUGAACUUGGCAAUUUGGCAUACCUUGAGGAACUUCAUUUGGAUAGGAAUAAGCUUCAAGGAACUCUUCCUGCCAAUAGCUAUACAAAAUUACCUUCUAACCUCCAUGGAAUGUACGCCUCAAACUCAAACUUAACGGGCCUUUGUCGAUCAUCUCAGUUAAAAGUUGCAGAUUUCUCAUUCAACUUCUUUGUUGGUAACAUACCUAAGUGCUUGGAGUAUCUUCCCAGGUCAAGUUUUCAAGGAAAUUGUCUCCAAAAAGAGGAUCCCAAACAGCGUCCUGUAGAACUAUGUGCUAGUGUGUCACCCUCUAAAGGACAUCCAGGAGUUAACCCUAAGAACAAACCUGCUAAAGAUGCCCCCAAACACCAGGAGACUUCAAAACCUGCCUGGCUGUUGGCUCUGGAAAUAGUGACUGGAACCAUGGUCUGUUCUCUCUUUCUUGUUGCUGUUUUCACUGCUCUUCAGAGAUGCAAUAGCAAAUCUUCUAUCAUAAUUCCUUGGAAGAAAUCAGCAAGUGAAAAAGAUCAUAUUGCAGUUUACAUAGAUUCCGAGAUGUUGAAAGAUGUUGUCAGAUUCAACAGACAAGAGCUUGAGGUAGCCUGUGAAGACUUUAGCAACAUUAUUGGCUCCUCGCCUGAUAGUUUGGUUUACAAAGGCACGAUGAAAGGUGGGCCUGAGAUUGCUGUGAUAUCCCUUUGCAUUAAGGAGGAGCAUUGGACAGGCUAUCUUGAACUCUAUUUUCAGAGAGAGGUGACAGAUUUGGCAAGAUUAAAUCACGAGAACGCAGCAAAAUUACUGGGUUAUUGUAGUGAGAGCACCCCAUUUACGAGGAUGCUGGUUUUUGAAUAUGCUUCAAAUGGGACACUGUAUGAGCACCUCCAUUAUGGAGAAGGAUGCCAGUUAAGUUGGACACGGCGCAUGAAAAUUGUUAUAGGAAUUGCUCGGGGACUUAAGUAUUUUCACACAGAACUUGAGCCACCAUUUACCAUAUCCGAGUUAAAUUCUAGUGCUGUAUAUCUUACAGAAGAUUUUUUACCCAAGCUGGUAGAUUUUGAGAGUUGGAAGACAAUUCUGGCGAGGUCAGAAAAGAACUCGGGCUCUAUUAGCAGCCAAGGUGCUAUUUGUGUUCUUCCAAAUUCUAUGGAAGCACGCCACCUGGAUGUUAAAGGCAAUGUUUAUGCUUUUGGCAUACUUUUGCUCGAAAUAAUCAGUGGCAGGCCUCCCUACUGCAAGGACAAAGGGUGCUUGAUAGAAUGGGCCAAAGACUAUCUUGAGUUGCCAGAGGUGAUGCCUUACGUGGUGGAUCCUGAACUGAAACAUUUCAGUUACGACGACCUCAAAGUUUUAUGUGAUGUGGUGAAUCUUUGCACCCAUCCAGAGCCCACGAAGCGGCCUUCCAUGCAGGAAAUAUGCACAAUGUUGGAGAGCAGAAUCGACACAUCGGUGUCUAUUGAGCUCAAGGCAUCUUCUUUGGCAUGGGCCGAGCUUGCACUUUCAUCAUAA
This is a messenger RNA of Prunus armeniaca (apricot), 1983 nucleotides long. The record is from the annotation of a GenBank genome assembly. NCBI's taxonomy places the organism in Eukaryota, Viridiplantae, Streptophyta, Magnoliopsida, Rosales, Rosaceae.